Molecule: messenger RNA, 351 nt
Organism: Trichoderma gamsii
Lineage: Eukaryota; Fungi; Ascomycota; Sordariomycetes; Hypocreales; Hypocreaceae
Exons: 2
Coding region: 1-351 (116 amino acids)
Source: RefSeq, a predicted model, not a curated record
AUGGCAAGAUCAAACAAAGUGUCCGACAACACGGGCACGAAGCUACAUACGGCAACGUUGGCAGUCGUGGAUGCCCGCGGAAAGCUCCUUGAUCCGAACAAAUGCUUCAAUUUCGAGAUCAAAGGCAUCAAACUCCAUGGCAAGAAGGCCAACGCCGUGGACCUCUCGCAAGGCCCGGAUCUCGAAGACGCCGAAGCCUGCAUCGUCGCAUAUCAGAAACAGGUCACAGCUCUCACAAGAGACAACCGAGAUCUCAUGCAGAGGUCACCCUUAGCAGCAGUAGCAGCAGUAGCAGCAGUAGCCCACGAAAUAGCUGGAAUGCUGGAUAACUUAUCUCUUAAAACGUCAUAG